Molecule: messenger RNA, 534 nt
Organism: Penicillium daleae
Lineage: Eukaryota; Fungi; Ascomycota; Eurotiomycetes; Eurotiales; Aspergillaceae
Product: putative dUTPase
Exons: 1
Coding region: 1-534 (177 amino acids)
Source: RefSeq, a predicted model, not a curated record
AUGAUUCUCAGCGGACUUCAAAUUGUCUCUCGUCAGCUGGUGCGCAAUCUACAACACGUUGUCCAGCAGCAACAACCAUGCGGUAUUGAUCUUACUCUGCGCCAAGUUUCCGAGUGGACAUCAGCGGCUACAAUCGACUUUGAUAACACGAAGCGACAGUCCGCCAAAGUUUCCGGGCUGUGCUUCGACGUUCACAGUCAGAUGAUCACAUUACCACAAGGCGCCUAUUUGGUUGAUUUCAAUGAAACUAUUCAUGUUCCCCGAAACUGCAUGGCAAGCGUUUUUGCCAGAUCAUCACUAUGGCGAUCUGGUGUUGGGAUCCACGCCGGGGUCGUUGAUGCGGGAUAUGAAGGCGCGAUGGGCGCCUUGAUGGAAGUCAAGAAUCCUAAUGGGAUUGUACUGUAUAAAAAUGCCAAGCUUGCUCAGAUUGUGUUCGAGGAAAUGGCGGAGACAGUGGAGGGGUAUAAAGGAGUUUAUCAGUCUUCAACGAGCAGUGCUGGACGUGAUGGGCAGGGUCGUGUGACAAAUAGCUAG